Messenger RNA from Nelumbo nucifera (sacred lotus), 2103 nucleotides. Its product is annotated as WAT1-related protein At4g19185. Lineage: Eukaryota; Viridiplantae; Streptophyta; Magnoliopsida; Proteales; Nelumbonaceae. Gene Ontology annotation, molecular function: transmembrane transporter activity. Gene Ontology annotation, cellular component: membrane. The record is from RefSeq and is a predicted model, not a curated record.
AGACGGUCUACCCAAAUCUUUUGUACGAGUAAGGGCUUCGGAAGAAUAAUGUUUGACUUGGAAGUUACAGAAGUUGAGUACAACCCAAGAUAGUAGGGCCAGGAUUUCAGACACGGAGAGAGAGAGAGAGAGAGAGAGAGAGAUGAAGGAAACUGUGUCCUGUGAGGCUGGCUGAUGGGAGGAAAGAGGGUUACUGGGUUUGGGGGGAUUUGAAGCAGUAGACGAUCGAUGUCAUCAAACCCUGGUUGAUUUGGGAACUAGACUGGUAUGAUAGAGAAGAUGGAGAAAAUAGGGGGAGCUGGAGGGGGAGGGGGAGGAGAAGUGAGAAGGGCGCAUGCAGCAUUGGCGAUGGUACAGCUCUUCAAUGGGGGAUACCAUGUAAUCACCAAGGUUGCUUUGAACGUGGGUAUGAAUCAGGUUGUUUUCUGUGUCUUCCGUGAUGUACUUGCCCUCUCCAUCCUCGCUCCAGUUGCCUAUUUCCGUGAAAAGAGGAUUAGAUUACCAAUAACUAGGCGGCUUCUCAUAUCAUUCUUCUUUCUUGGGUUAACCGGGAUAUUUGGCAAUCAGCUUUUAUUUCUUAUUGGUCUUAGCUACACAAACCCAACUUAUGCGGCAGCCAUACAGCCUGCAAUACCCGUGUUUACAUUCCUUUUGGCUGUAAUGAUGGGUACAGAAACAGUCAAUUUAUCAAGAACUGAAGGCAAGGUGAAGGUUGGUGGCACACUUGUCUGUGUUUCUGGUGCUGUACUAAUGGUUCUCUUCCGUGGCCCAGCUGUAUUGGGGUACUCCGGGUCCGGGUUGGAUCUUGGAAUGCAAAGCGAGAUAAUUGCAAAAUCUCAACCAGAGCCUUCUGGAUGGUUGGUAUCUAGUUUGAUGGACUUUGGGCUUGAACGGUGGCACAUUGGUGUUUUAUGUUUAAUUGGAAACUGCAUGUGCAUGGCGGCUUAUCUAGCUAUUCAGGCUCCAGUUUUGAUGAAAUAUCCAGCCAGCCUUUCAGUGACUGCAUACUCAUACACAUUUGGCGCUCUGUUUAUGGUAACAGCAGGAUUUUUGUCAACCAAUGAGUCUACAGACUGGACCUUGACACAUUCUGAGAUAGUUGCAGUCUUGUAUGCUGGUAUUAUUGCAUCUGCUGUUAACUAUGGACUUUUGACAUGGUCCAACAAGAUUUUGGGGCCAGCAUUGGUGGCUCUAUACAAUCCUCUUCAGCCUGCUGCAUCUGCCUUCCUAUCAAGAGUAUUCCUAGGAAACCCUAUAUAUCUGGGAAGCAUUCUGGGGGGUUCUCUGAUUAUUGCUGGACUUUAUAUGGUCACCUGGGCGUCCUACAGAGAAAAGCAAGCUUGUAAUGGGAUCAAUACUCAUGUGAACCGGACAUCUGAUCCCCUUGUUCACAAGGAAUCACAACACAACAGGACUUCAUAUCAGAGAGGACAUAUUUUUUCUGGGUCCUCUACCUCAUUUCCCAAGGCAAUUGAUUGAGAAAACAUAAGAUGGAUCCUUUAUUAAGAGGAAAAGUUCUUUUGGUAAUAGUCUGAUUAGUAGUCUCUAUUUGGAUACAAAUCAAAUAUCCAUAAUUGUCUCUCCUUAUACGAGUAACUUAUGCUAUCGUAUAGAUAUUAGUAAGUCCUUUUUUUGCUAGGCCUUACUAUAGAAGUUCCACAGCGUUAUCAGAUUUCUCCUUUCGCUCAGCCUUGUCAACGUUCCAUCUUUUGGAAGAAAGCUUGAGCAAAAUUACUUACAAACCAAAGCAGAGGAAGCCAAGGUUUUGGUUGUUUUCUCUUUAAGAACAUAAUAAAGCAUAUGGCAUUAAUGGAAGGGUGUAAUUUCCAGGUUGGCCUGUGAAAGAGGCAACCAAAGAGCAGACAGGUAAAAGUUGGAUGAAACCACCGCCAAGAGGUGGAGAAUAAGGUCAUUUCCCUUGUUAUCAUUUCAGUUUCCCCCCUGUUCUUUCAUAAAAAAGAGUUGAUAAUAUAUUAUAUGAUAAAGUUGUACAAGGUAGCAUGUCCAUAGUAGAGUGCCUUUGAUGUUUAUAAGCAUAAUAAGCCAAUAGAUGAGCUUGUAUGUUCUUAGUUCUGGAUAUAUAGAUGAAUUUAAGUCUCUAAA